CUAGGGAAUGGAGUGGGAGCGAGAGUGAGUCGGGCCGAGUCGUUUGUGCAGGAAGCACGGAAAGUCGAAGAACACGGAGGUUACGGGGCCCGGGGAACACACGUGUUUUUGACAGAAUAUCACCAUGGAUCCCGAGGCUUUCCUGGACCUGGCCAAUCAGGUCACCAAACUGAAAAUGUUUCCUUACUUUGACAUAGCUCACAGUGUCUUGUGUGCUUUACACGUCCGAGAAGACCUAGGUCCUGGGGCACAACAGUUCUCUCGCAAACACCCCAUGUCAUGCUGGCUCUCCACCAUGCUUGUCGUGUUUGCUGGCGGCAUGCUAUGCAACGGUCUGCUCGGUGAACCCAUCCUUGCUCCUCUCAAGAACACACAACAACUCAUGGUUGCCACUGUCGUCUGGUACAUAGUCUUCUACACACCUUUUGACAUUGGAUAUAAAGCUGCAAAAUUUCUACCAGUGAAACUUGCAUUUUCAGCCAUGAAAGAAAUUUAUAGGUGUAAGAAAGUAUAUGACGGAGUUACUCAUGCAGCCAAACUCUAUCCUAACGCUUACAUCAUUAUGAUCCUCAUCGGAACUCUGAAGGGUAACGGUGCCGGAUUCACAAAACUCAUAGAGAGGCUCAUCAGAGGCGUUUGGACUCCGACUGCUAUGGAGUUUAUGCAACCAAGCUUUCCAACAAAAGCCUGCAUUGUGGCCUCUAUAAUCUUUGUGCUUGAUAAGAAGACAGACUUCAUUUCUGCACCACACGCUUUGGUCUACUUUGGCAUUGUUAUCUUCUUUGUUUACUUCAAGUUGUCCUCAAUCCUGUUGGGCAUCCAUGAUCCAUUUGUUCCGUUUGAGAACCUGUUUUGUGCUCUGUUCAUGGGUGGGAUCUGGGACUCCCUGGCCAAGGUUCUGGGUCGUGGCGGUAGGUGCCAAGGAGAGAAGGCCGAUGCCAAGAAAAAAGACUAA
Messenger RNA from Homalodisca vitripennis (glassy-winged sharpshooter), 955 nucleotides. Its product is annotated as trimeric intracellular cation channel type 1B.1-like. Gene Ontology annotation, cellular component: membrane. Gene Ontology annotation, biological process: potassium ion transmembrane transport. Gene Ontology annotation, molecular function: potassium channel activity; identical protein binding. NCBI's taxonomy places the organism in Eukaryota, Metazoa, Arthropoda, Insecta, Hemiptera, Cicadellidae. The record is from RefSeq and is a predicted model, not a curated record.